AUGUCGACCUUCAGCUCGCGCACCUCGGCCGGAUCGCAGAAGAAGCACAAGUGCCCUGUCUGCAACAAGCGGUUCACCAGACCCAGCAGCUUGCAGACCCACAUCUUCUCGCACACGGGCGAGAAGCCGUUCCAGUGCGACCACGACUCGUGUGGCCGUCGCUUCAGCGUCGUCUCCAACCUGCGACGGCAUAAGCGCAUCCACCGGGGAAUCUCUAAAUAA
Molecule: messenger RNA, 222 nt
Organism: Myxozyma melibiosi
Lineage: Eukaryota; Fungi; Ascomycota; Lipomycetes; Lipomycetales; Lipomycetaceae
Exons: 1
Coding region: 1-222 (73 amino acids)
Biological process (GO): regulation of transcription by RNA polymerase II
Molecular function (GO): RNA polymerase II cis-regulatory region sequence-specific DNA binding; DNA-binding transcription factor activity, RNA polymerase II-specific
Source: RefSeq, a predicted model, not a curated record